CGUGGAAUGACCCUCACCACCCUCUCCUACCAUCUCCUUUAGCAACAUGGAAGUGUAAUGUUUGGCUCAGUGUGUGUGUUGCUGUGGGAAUGAGACUGCGUGGCAGGGAUCUGGAGGAUUCCACCGUCUCCUUGAUACCAAACGUCCUUGGCGUGCAGAGUGUUAGGCUCCGCCUUCGCCUCGAUCGCCGUGACGACAGGGGGAGGGGCUUCUGGCAGCUGGUCGAUCUGGACGGUGAGGCGGCCCAGACUGGGCGGAGGUUACGAGACAGGACGCCACCCACCUGUUCACAAAGUCUGAUGAGUAUUCCUGCCGCCACGUCAGUGCAGUCAGGGGGCGGAGAGAUGCAGUCGCCAGGGGCAAUAAGCCCCGCCUUCCUACCGCCGCCUACUGGCAAGGUCCCCGGGCGUAAGAGGGGUCGUCCACCCAUCAGAAAACCCCCGGAGUACCAGAGCCGUUACCCAGAAUCCAUCCCUCCUGUCAAAGUGCCCAAGAAGAGGGGCAGGAAACCCGGCUUCAAGCUGAAGCCUAGGACGGUGAUGACCCCGUUGGCAAUCUCUCCACCCAGCAGCACCCCAGAGCCAGACAUGAGCUCAAUACCACAGGAUGCAGCCACUGUUCCCCACUCAGCCACGCCACAGGUCCUCACAGUCUGUAUCUAUGUGAAUAAGCAGGUGAACACGGGGCCUAAUCUGGACAGACAGAAGGUUAUGCAGCUACCGGAUCACCUGGGUCCGGCCCGGCCGUCUGUGGUUCUGCAGCAGGCUGUACAGGGCUGUAUCGACAGCGCCUUCCAGCAGAAAUCUGUCUUCACCCUACUCACACAGGGCUACGGAGGAGAAAAGAUAUCAGCUACGUUUGAUGGGAAGCAGCAUCUGUUGAGUUUGCCGGUGGUGAACAGUGUCGGUUACGUGCUGCGUUUCCUAAAGAAGCUCUGCAGGAGACUCCUGUGUGAGAACCUUUUCAGCGACCAGCCCAUCGCGCCUUCCUCGUCCUCUCCCUCCUCUUCGUCCUUCCACGCCGACAAACUCGCCGACGGACAAGCCAAGCCCAAUUCGUCGAUGGGUGACGAUUACCAUGGGGACCACAUGGACCCUAAGCGCUACUCUGUUGAUCCCAGCGACUCCGCCUUCGGUGCGAUGACGUCGCCGUACGCCGCGCCCAAACCGGCCUACGGUUUCCGCUCUGGCCCUGCCUACUCUGGGGGCGUGUGCAGACAGGCGGCCAGUCCCAGUGCAUUCCAGGAGGGAAACAGAAGUGCCUACAGUCCAUCCCCAGAUUCUGGUGAGGCCAAGCCUCCGCCCAGUAAAGACCCGUCGCGCUGGACGGUGGAGGAGGUGGUGUGGUUCAUUAAGGACGCGGACCCCCAGGCCCUGGGGCCUCACGUCGAACUCUUCAGAAAACAUGAGAUAGAUGGAGACGCCCUUCUCCUGCUGAAGAGCGACAUGAUAAUGAAGUACUUGGGACUGAAACUGGGGCCCGCGCUUAAACUCUGCUACCACAUCGACAAGUUAAAACAGAGCAAGUUCUAACCCAACUCCUACCUUACCCUACCACACCCAGCCUCUCAACU
Chanos chanos (milkfish) is the source of this 1573-nucleotide messenger RNA. RefSeq names its product Scm polycomb group protein like 4 (gene scml4). Gene Ontology annotation, molecular function: histone binding; chromatin binding. Bases 90 to 1532 code for a protein of 480 amino acids. Gene Ontology annotation, biological process: negative regulation of DNA-templated transcription. Lineage: Eukaryota; Metazoa; Chordata; Actinopteri; Gonorynchiformes; Chanidae. Gene Ontology annotation, cellular component: nucleus. The transcript has 9 exons. The record is from RefSeq and is a predicted model, not a curated record.